Molecule: messenger RNA, 1935 nt
Organism: Anarrhichthys ocellatus (wolf-eel)
Lineage: Eukaryota; Metazoa; Chordata; Actinopteri; Perciformes; Anarhichadidae
Gene: sp9
Product: sp9 transcription factor
Exons: 2
Coding region: 110-1429 (439 amino acids)
Biological process (GO): regulation of transcription by RNA polymerase II
Molecular function (GO): RNA polymerase II cis-regulatory region sequence-specific DNA binding; DNA-binding transcription factor activity, RNA polymerase II-specific
Source: RefSeq, a predicted model, not a curated record
GCCAAGAGAGAAACCGUGUGACCUGAGUCAAACACGGCGAGUCUGAAUCAAAUUGGAGCUCUACAGCAUUGAAAUCGCGAACACUCUCAUCACAGCACAUACCCUGGAUAUGGCAACGUCUAUACUUGGGGAAGAGCCACGGUUUGGAACUACACCUCUAGCUAUGCUGGCUGCAACUUGCAACAAAAUUGGUAACACCAGUCCUCUUACAACUUUACCUGACUCGAGCGCUUUCUCAAAAGGUGGAUUUCAUCCGUGGAAAAGAUCCUCCUCGAGCUGCAACUUGGGAUCCAGUCUGCCCGGUUUCACAGUAGCAACAAGCCGCGCGUCGACAGGACUAACACCGACCAGUGGCACAGGCAACAGCGCCUUUUGCUUAGCCUCCACCUCCCCGACCUCGUCUGCAUUUUCCACAGACUACAGCGGUCUGUUUUCCAACUCUGCGGGAGUCGCGUCCCAAGAGUCCGGACAGUCAGCUUUUAUAUCCAAAGUCCACACAUCAGCAGAGACUCUUUACCCCCGGGUGGGGAUGGCGCACCCAUACGAAUCGUGGUACAAGUCCGGUUUCCACUCGACCAUCUCUGGCGAUGUUGCCAACGGCGCGUCCUCGUGGUGGGAUGUCCACACUAAUCCCGGGUCGUGGCUCGAUGUCCAGAACCCUGCAAGCACCCUCCAGACCUCACUGCACACCGGGACGCCUCAAGCUAUCCACUCCCAGCUGAGUGGCUACAACCCGGACUUCUCCUCGCUGACGCACUCGGCGUUUAGCUCCACUGGAAUCAACCCCACCGCGUCCCAUCUACUGUCCACCGGUCAGCACCUGUUAACGCAGGACGGGUUCAAAACGGUCAUCCCCACUUACACAGACGCUUCUGCCGCCAACGCCAUGAUUUCUGGGGGCAGUUCAGGAAUAAGUAGCUCCUCGAGGUCGUCCCGGCGGUACUCCGGCAGAGCAACGUGUGACUGUCCAAACUGCCAGGAGGCUGAGCGACUGGGACCCGCCGGGGCCAGCCUGCGCAGGAAGGGACUCCACAGCUGCCACAUUCCCGGCUGCGGUAAAGUGUACGGAAAGACAUCUCACCUCAAAGCGCAUCUGCGAUGGCACACCGGCGAGCGGCCUUUUGUCUGCAACUGGCUUUUCUGUGGCAAAAGGUUCACUCGGUCCGAUGAGCUCCAGAGACACCUUCGCACCCACACCGGCGAGAAAAGGUUUGCUUGCCCGGUUUGUAACAAGCGCUUUAUGCGGAGUGACCAUUUGAGCAAGCACAUCAAAACGCACACGGCCGGUGGAGGAGGCAAACGGGGCAGCGACAGUGACACCGACACCAGUAACCUGGAGACCCCGAGAUCCGAGUCCCCAGAACUUAUUUUGGACGGGGUGAAUCCCAGAAUCACUGUUAAGGAUCAGUCUCCUCAAGACGAGCCCUAAUAAGGCUUCACCCAAAAUGAAACCAGAUUCAAAACUGCACAGCAUUGAAAACGGGUCUAAUUUGACAGACAAUAAAAGGAGAAAAUAUUUCCAGAAGCGAUUGCAAAGUCUAAACAAUGUAUUGUCCACAGGCGUAACGAGUAUUUCAUUCGUAAAUCCAUCUAAAGAAAACACAGGCAACUUCAAAAUGAAAUGGAUGUUUGAGGUGGCGCGAAACCUGUUGAACUUUGGUUGGACAAUGUGAGUUACAUCUUGUAUAUUGACGACAAAACUACGUGUUAUUUUCAUGUAAAUGUUAGGCUAUGAUUGUUUUAUUCGUGUUGGUAUCCUGGAAAUCAAGGAGUUUACUUUCGACGCACUUUGUGGAUAUGUAUGUAUACAGCUUCUUCAACUUUGGUUGACCAUUUUAUUUCUUUGCUAAAAAAAAAAUCUAUAUAUAAAUGUUUACCUGUAUAAAGUCACACGUAUAAGACUUUCAUUUUAUCGUAAUUAAAACAUCUUUAAAA